This is a messenger RNA of Oldenlandia corymbosa var. corymbosa, 4600 nucleotides long. NCBI's taxonomy places the organism in Eukaryota, Viridiplantae, Streptophyta, Magnoliopsida, Gentianales, Rubiaceae. The record is from the annotation of a GenBank genome assembly.
AAAAAAAAAAAAGGAAAAAAAAAAGAGGGAAGUUUGGUAAAACAUUCAAAACCGGCGCCGGUUCGAUCAGUCAAUCAAACCAGCUUCGUCCUUGUUCAGUCACACUGACUCUCCUCUCUUAGGUGCAUUUUUUCAAACACUUGGCUGUCACCUCCCAUGCCGCAUCAAUGUCCUUUAGAAGCUUCAGCAAAGUUCUCCGUUCCACCCCCAAAAUUGUGAACAAGAAAUCCACCCGCCCUCCUACCGCCACCGCCUCCUCCGGUUCCUCUGCGGAGGACCUUGCCUUGAAGAAGUACGUCUCCAGCAUCGACACCUCCACCUCUAAAUCUAUCCGACAAAAUUUGAGCAACUUCAAGUCACCUAUAUCCGAUUCGCCGUCUCUGCCUUCUUCUUCUCACAAGCGUCUCGGAGAUGUUUCUGGCUUUGGAAACUUGACACUCCUAUCUGCAGCUGAGAACGAGGAGGACUCGGUAAGGCUGCUUACGGAGGAUAUUACUUCAUGUUUUGAUGGUAAGGAAAUAAUACAUUGUUCUCUGCUUUCUGAUUAAUUAGUGCUGUGCGCGUGGGUUAAAAUAUGUUCAUCCCAUAAUUUGAUCUCUUUUAAAAGAUUUUGAACAUAUCAUGGACCUUGGGAUUUGUGCUUGUGUGAUGAUUUGGAAUACAUCUCGGGCCAUCUGGCUAUGUCCAUAUUAUCCCAAACAUUGUGGUUUUCCGUUUCAAUUAGUUUCUUCAGCUUAUAGGCAUCCUGAAAUUCGAGCAUGUAAUCAUAUUUGAUCAAUAAACUGCUUUAACUUUGGUCCUUAUACUAUCUGCAUAGCUGAUUUGGUUGAAUUUCGUGGCUGAGCAGGUGUUAUAGAUGUUGAUUCAAGUUAUUCACCUAAUUCACCUGUUGAUAGUUAUGGUACUGUUUCAUUAACAUCUUGGGAAACAAGCGCCACAACCACCAGGCUAAUCUUGCGUAGGAAAGAAUCAACUCGGGACCGUAAGGCAAAAUAUGCCUUCAGGGCUCAUCAAACAAGACGAUUUGACCAGCUUGUUAAGAUGUGUGGGCAGAAGUUGGGACCUGAUAGCACUAUUGAAAUUCUCACUAGAUUUGGACGAUCAACUGGAGUAAAGGAUUGUACCUCAUUAUUACAAGUUUGCGUAGAAAAAGCAAGGAAAACCGAUGAUGAAGAAGUUUCUCUGCACCAGAUAUUUAAGGCCUACAAAAUUCUAGAGUUUAUGAAGGAAAGAGGUUACCAAAUUGAGGAAAAAUCUUAUGGCGUGGUCCUGAGUUAUUUAAUUGAUUUUGGCCUGGUUCAGGAGUUCCAUCUCUUUAGUGACCUUAUCAGAGAUGCGAGUUUGGGUCCUAGCUUAGCUUACUAUGAAAUGCUUCUCUGGAUUCGAGCUGAAGAUGAUGAAAAGAUACAGGACCUUUGUUAUAAUCUAGCUUUGUAUGAUGGUGAUGAUAAGUCCUCCUUUCAGCAAAAUUUUCUGCUUGCUUUUUGUGAUGGUGACCGGAAAAAAGAGCUUCUGCCACUGUUAGAAACUUUUGAUAUUAUGGAAGUUUCCUCUAUGGACGACGCAUCAAAGGUUUUUAAAUCUCUGGGAAAGUUAUCAUUGGAUUCUGUGGCAGAAAGAUUUCUUUUGACGUUCAAGGUAAAUGAUAUCAAAAUGGACGAUAUUUCAAGAUUUAUCUUUGACUUUGUAGUUAGCAAUGCAGAUUUGGCUGUCGAAGAUGUGAUUUCUAAAUUUAAAACUUUGCAUGCAACAUUGGAGAUGGUGCCUGCAUCCAAGUAUUAUGAGAAGUUGAUUCGGUAUUGCUGUGAAACAUUUGAGGUACACUGGGGGCUUGAUGUAGUAGACGAGAUGUUCAAAGUUGGAUUACUCCUGUCACUGGAGACAUUUCAUUAUCUAUAUGCUGUGUGUGAGGACAAGAAGGAGUAUCAUUUGGUUCACCGCAUUUAUUCCACGAUGUCAUCCCAUGGAUUGGAACCAGAUGUUGAAACUUUCAGGAGGAUGAUAAAUCUUUGUGUGAGAAUGAGAGAUUUUGAAGGUGCAUAUGCCAUGGUUGCAGAUAUGCAAAGAUUGAAUUUGGUUCCAAAUGUAAGCAUUUACAAUGCCAUCAUGGCUGGAUUCUUCCGGGAGAAAAACAUUAAAGGUGCAUUGACUGUUCUCAAACAAAUGCAAGGCGCGAAUGUCCAGCCAGAUUCUCAUACAUACAGUUAUCUUUUAACUAAUUGCACUUGUGAGGAGGAUAUUCUUGUGAUUCGAGGACAAAUGGAGCAGUCUGAUGUUACAUUCACGAAGCAUGUAUAUAUGGCCAUGAUAAAUGCGUAUGCAGCAUGUGGACAGUUCGAGAAGGCUAAGGAGGUGAUAUCGGUGCUGGUCGAAGAGAAUAAACAGAUUAAGCUCUUGAAUUUAAAUGAGAUAAAAAGUGUGUUAGUUUCCGCUCUUGCUUCCAAUGGACAAAUGUCUGAUGCUCUAGACGUGUUCACUGAAAUAAAGCAAGCAGGAUGUGUUUUAGAGCCAAAGGCUGCAAUUUGUUUGAUGGAACAUUUGGAUACCGAGGGAGAAUUGACUAGAUUGCUCGAAAUUCUUGAGGAACUAAAGGAGUUAUUACAUUUUUGGGUUGAUGGAUGCAUCAGGGUUAUUUUGUACUGUGUUCGUCGUCAUAAGCAUCUAAAAACCGCUAUAGAUUUGCUUGAACAAGUUGUGGAAAAAGGCAAAAUGGAAGCAGAUGUUGGUGGGAGUGUUUUUGAUAGGGUGUUUUGCGAAUUCGCAGAGACUGAACCGAGGGAAAUGCAGUUUGGUAUGGAUUUGCUUCAAGCUGUCAAGAUGAAAUUCAAUACCCGGCUGUCUCGGAAAAGUCUCGAUUUCCUCCUUUCGGCUUGCAUCAGUGCCAAUGAUUUGAGAAGUUGUUUUCUGAUUUGGAAAGAAUACAAGGAAGCCGGUCUCCCCUACAACGUUCUAAGUUAUGUUAGAAUGUAUCAGGUACUUUUGGCAUUGGGAGAUAACAAGUCUGCUGAAGGUAUUCUGAAUAAAAUACCAACAGAUGACUAUCAUGUUAACCUUGUCAUCCAAGCUUCUCAAGCAAAGUAUAUAAAAGCUGACUCUCCAGACGAGAAGAAAAAUAAGAAGAAGAAAAAGAAGAAGAAAAACAAAGUUGUAGGAUAGCAUUUUCCAGGGGUAAAAUGGAAAGCCAGAGUACUGAAUCAUUUUUUGUUCAUUAGCUAGCCACUGAAUUUUUUGUAGUCAUCGAAAGUUGAAAAGGUUAAUCAUAUCCAAUCCUCUUUCUGUCUGCAUACAUCAUGUUCACGCUUAGUUUUUUGUUUUUUUUUUUUCCCUUUUCCCUCCCUUUCAGCUCUCUAUAACCUUGCUUCUUAAUCCAGGUUGUUAGAACUGAUCCCUUUUUUAUUAGAAGUCAUAAAAUCUUAUUACUGCAGAGAGAUUAAAGAGAAAAACAAAAGAUGAUAUUCAUUAAGGACAUAGUACAGGAACACAACGAACUCACUCCUUUAGUAGUCAAUACAUUCUCAAUACAUCAUCAUGUUAAUCAUCGAAAACAGGAAAGGAAGUUCCUUUUUAGGUUUCAGUCUUGAAAUUCAGACUAGAACAUCAAGAUUGCAGUAUCUUAUCCUUACCGGUUUAAGCUACUUGAUUCAUCUUGACUGUAUAUCUAACGUCAAGACCUUCUCCCUUCCAAAGUUCAGAUAUAACUCUUGCUGCAUGUUUUCAAAAGGAAUUAGCAACAAGAAUGGCUUGCCUGCAUCUGGCUUUAGCCUGUUCAAGUCUCUCAUUCAGCGUUUCUUCUUUCACAGCAGCUCUGACCAUUGACAAAUCCAUCUCCAUUAGCUUCAAAACUCUGGACAGCUCAGUAACCAUCCUCUCUUCAACUUUCCCUUCAUCUCUCAACACUUCAGCUUCUUCUCUCGCUCUCUCGGAAACAAUUUCCCCUGCUUUCGCCAACAGAGUCGUCGAACCGAAUUCCCUCCCCAUAAGUCCUUCCAACUUCUCCAAGAAAUCCAUAAUCACAUACCCAACUGGCUUUUCAGUACUAAUUGGAACUGUUCUUUUCCACCCAAUCUCGAAAUUCGGUGGCUCUGGUUUUGCAAUGCCAGUUCUGGACUGUCUUUCCCGGGUUAUGUCUGAUUUUCUUCUUUUUUCGAUGGGGAAUUUUUCUGGGCUGUUUGUAGCCAGUGAGCUGGGAGCUGGAUCAGGGAAGGAGUCAUCAGAAACAGAGUCAGUGGAGCAUUUUACACGGAAUUUUCUUGGGUGUUUGGGAUGAAAUGUAGCUGGAAACGACUUGUUGGAUGGCUUUUGGUUUUGGGUUGGAUGAGAAUGAACUGAAUGAAAAUAAUAAGCAUGUCGAAGGAGCUGGAUGACAUUGGAAGCCAUGGAUAUUUUUGGUGGUGAGCAAACUGUCCAGUAGAAGAGCUGGCUGGGUUAAUCAUUCAGGAUAAGGUUUCUUCUGCAUUUUGCAUAGCCGAAGACAUUAUUAAUAAAUAUCUCUUGUUUGAGAUAAAAUUGGACUGUUUUGGUAAAUAUAUAUAUAUAUAUAUCAGAAUUACCACUCCAUUAAGAAUAUAUCAUGCUUGACAUCCUUGCAUUGCAUCAGUUU